ACCAAUUAUCUCUCUUCUACUUCUGAAAGUUUCCCUGCUCGGGAGCCAGAGAAGCCRAGCGACUUCGCCAAACAUGAACCAUCUUACCUGGCGUUCGUUUUUGGCUGCUGUCUUGUGUACUGUGUGUGUGACGAGUGUCUGGGGAGCGACAACSUUCGACGACCUGAAAACAUCGUUCGCGCAAUAUAACAAAUGGAUUCCCCCAAGUUCAUCCCAAGGUAUAGAAGGGAAGAUCUCGUUCUUCUUCAAAACACAUGUAAGWGAUUCUAUUCUACUCUACCAAGAUGACGGCAACAGGGAUUAUCUAAGCGUCGAGCUGUUAAGCGCAAAAGUUUUAUUGAGGUUUGGCGUAUCGGGGAAUUCUGUGCGUGUGCAGAUUGGUCAUGAUUUGGCUGACAUGCUGUGGCAUAAAUUAGUGAUUCGACUAGACAACGACAGAGUUAUUCUUACUCUCGAUCAAAACUUAACUCGGACAGCUACAAUUCCAAGACYUAACGAAGCACUCCUCGGAAACUCUACUGGCAUUUUAUACAUCGGUGGGCUUCCAAGAUCUCUAAGCUUGUCGUUAUUGUCUUCCCCGCAAGUUGCGUUCAAGAAGAGAUUUGUUGGAUGCAUUAAGAAGAUUAUGAUGACAAAUACAGAGAACGUAUUUGAAAGAGCGGUUCUUAUCAAGUCCAAAGGCACGAAGAGUGGUUGUUUGAAUGAAUGCAGAGUUAGAAACCCCUGCUUGAAUAAUGGAAAAUGUGUGAAUAGGUUUUCGAAGGCAAAAUGCGAUUGCAGUGGGACCGGACAUGAGGGCAAACGAUGCGAGAAAGAAAUGCUUCGUUUGCACUYGUCUACAGCAGAUUACCUCGUUUAUGACAUGUCUGAUCGUCCCCAGGCCACACGUCAAGACCACAUCAACGUUCACUUCAAGACAUCCAAAAAGAACGGCCUGCUUCUCCAAACCAGCUUCUCCCAAGACUACGUCACAAUCAAACUGUCCAAUGGGAGAAUAGUCGUGGAAUGGAACCUAGGGUCUGGAAAACUCGAACUAUUCAUAGGAAACAACCUCCAUGAUGACCUCUGGCAUAUGAUCGACGUCAGAAGGUUCAGGAGAAACGUCAAGGCCAUCUUGGAUGGUGUUGUUACGAAAGAAAGCAUAUGUCCUCCUUCUCACAGUACAUUCAACAUGAACGGAGGUCAGAGUAAGGUCUUUGUCGGUGGUUCUCAAACAGUGGUAGAACAGGACAGGUUCGAGGGCUGCCUACGAAAAGUUGUCUUCGGUGGAGUAGAAUUCAUCAGUAAACUAAAAACCAACGAUCCCAGAUUUUCUGUCGUAGGCACCAAAGUUUGGUCAUGUAGAGUCCCAGCCACUUUAUCCUUGACAACAGUUCCCGUGACAACAGUUCCCAUAGUAACCAGGUCUACUAGACUCAGAGGUAGAAAAAGAAAUCGCCAGGGAAGAAAGAGAGUGUCGAACGGAAGCAACAAUAAAGACAAGGCUACGGUCGUUAUACAGCUAGAUACUCAAGCUCCUAAAACUACAACACCUAGAGUGAAAACCACAGAAACUCACUCUACGAAAAAGAGGCAAAAACCUUCGACUUGCUCACCUAAUGAUAUUCGAUGUGUCAUGAAGACUCAAGCAGAUGUUAACAGUCCACGCACAAAAAAGCCAACAGAAAAAGCCGUUAUUAAAUCAGACCCRUGUCGAAAAUUUAAAAACUGCACCAAAGGAGCAGACAACACAGCCUCACCCGACCACCCCACGGGGAAUGCUUCUACUACAGGCACCCCGAAGAUACAGGCACUUAAUGAGGCGACUAAAGAAGGUGGACUCGGAAAUAUCCCAACGGCAAUUGGCUUGGUCGUGGGCUCCAUUUUAUCGUUUCUGCUGUGUGGUUUUAUUUCCUACAGRUAUUCGAAACAUCGUGAACAAAAGCAUCGUAGAGCUCAUAAUAUAAAAAUCGAAGUACGGGAUGAAGAAGAACAGAGAAAAGACUACGAUGGCUUCCACCAAGAUGUUUUAGUCACAAACUAGACGAACUUAACUGAAUUGAUUUUGAAACCGUUAAAAGUGUAAAUGCCUUUGCGCUGGUUAUUGUCGACGUUUUACGAGGGGGAUUUUCUUGAUCAUAUUAUCCAAACGGACAUGAGAUUUGAUAAUGGGGUUUAUUCUAGCUUAUAUUUACCUUUUUAUAAAGAUAUGAAAACAAAUUAAUUAAAAAAACUCAAAUCUGU
Messenger RNA from Actinia tenebrosa (Australian red waratah sea anemone), 2223 nucleotides. Its product is annotated as neurexin-3. The record is from RefSeq and is a predicted model, not a curated record. Lineage: Eukaryota; Metazoa; Cnidaria; Anthozoa; Actiniaria; Actiniidae.